Molecule: messenger RNA, 2486 nt
Organism: Heteronotia binoei (common prickly gecko)
Lineage: Eukaryota; Metazoa; Chordata; Lepidosauria; Squamata; Gekkonidae
Gene: HS2ST1
Product: heparan sulfate 2-O-sulfotransferase 1
Exons: 7
Coding region: 376-1452 (358 amino acids)
Cellular component (GO): membrane
Molecular function (GO): heparan sulfate 2-sulfotransferase activity
Source: RefSeq, a predicted model, not a curated record
GGAGGCUGUCUGGACGGAGCCUGCGUCCCGGCUGGUCAAUGGUAGAGAUAGUGGGCGUAAGUGCGCCCGGGCGUUUGGUUGCUGAGCAGCACACGCAGACUGGCGGCUAGGCGGGGGGAGCGCGUGCGCCUGUGACUGUUCAGGGGGGCUUGGUGGCUGAAGAGAGGCGGUUGAAGUGCCGCUGCCAGGUCUCCCAAGGAAUGUGAGAGCCGCUGAUAGUCCGCGCGCUGCUGCACCCGCUUUGCCCGCCCGCCGGCUGAGUUCUCCCAGCUGAGACCCCCGCUGGCCUCUCCGGCUGGGCCCCGCGUGAUGUCGUGAUCCCCAGGCGGACGUGCGACCAGACGGGCGGCGCUCAGGCAGCGGCAGCUGCUGCCGAUGGGGCUGCUUCGGAUUAUGCUGCCGCCUAAGUUGCAGCUCUUGGCGGUGGUGGCGUUCGGGGUGUCUGUCCUUUUCCUGGAGAACCAGAUCCAGAAGCUGGAGGAGUCCCGCGGGAAGCUGGAAAGGGCUAUUGCAAAACACGAAGUUCGAGAAAUUGAGCAACGUCAUACAAUAGAUGGCUCUCGGUCAGAUGUGACUCUGGAUGAAGAUGAUGAUUUGGUGAUAAUUUAUAAUCGAGUUCCAAAAACUGCUAGCACUUCAUUUACAAACAUUGCUUAUGAUCUUUGUGCAAGAAACAAGUAUCAUGUACUGCAUAUCAACACAACCAAAAACAAUCCUGUUAUGUCUCUGCAGGAUCAGGUACGGUUUGUGAAGAAUGUAACUUCCUGGAAAGAGAUGAAACCAGGGUUUUAUCAUGGACAUAUAUCCUUUUUGGAUUUUGCAAAAUUUGGUAUUAAAAAGAAACCAAUAUACAUCAAUGUUAUAAGAGAUCCUAUAGAGCGACUGGUUUCUUACUACUACUUUCUGCGUUUUGGUGAUGAUUACAGGCCUGGACUCCGAAGACGAAAGCAAGGGGAUAAAAAAGUAAAAACCUUUGAUGAAUGUGUAGCAGCUGGAGGCACAGAUUGUGCCCCUGAGAAACUCUGGCUUCAAAUUCCAUUCUUCUGUGGCCACAGUUCUGAGUGCUGGAAUGCAGGAAGCAGAUGGGCUUUGGAACAAGCCAAAUACAACUUGAUUAAUGAAUAUUUCCUAGUGGGAGUUACUGAAGAGCUUGAAGACUUUAUUAUGUUGCUGGAGGCAGCUUUGCCCCGUUUCUUCAGGGGUGCAACAGAAUUAUAUCGCACAGGAAAGAAGUCCCAUCUUAGAAAGACAACGGAGAAGAAACUUCCCACAAAAGAAACCAUUGCAAAGCUCCAGCAGUCUGAAAUGUGGAAAAUGGAGAAUGAGUUCUAUGACUUUGCACUGGAGCAAUUUCAGUUCAUCAGAGCACAUGCAGUUCGAGAAAAAGAUGGAGAAUUGUAUAUUCUGACACAAAACUUUUUCUAUGAAAAGAUCUACCCUAAAUCGAACUAAGAGCAAUGAAUACUGUUAGAUUAGGGGACUAAACCUUUGGCCAUGUACUUGUUGUUUUCAGCCCCAAUGUCUAGAUUGUUGAAACACCAACCCAAGCACAUUAGUCUUGAGCUCAGUAGACUUGUUCAAAGAAGAUGGCUACCAACUAGGUAUCUUGGCAAUCCAAAAGUAUAAGCUUCGGUGCCCCUGUGUUUUCAGAGGAAGUUAUACUACCCCACACCUGAAGAAGCAUACAGAUUCAUUUACAGAAACUAACCAUAUAUCUAUUAUAGCUGAAACUAUAACAAUGAAAGGAUUCCUUUUAAUGCUCUUCUUGAUUCUAGGACAGUUUAUUUUACUUAACUUCCUGGGAAGAGGAAGAAGCUUGUCCCCUAGCUUCAACAUGGAGAUUUCAGUUGUAUACACUUAUGAAUAAUGUUAAUAACUGGCUGACAUCUGUGCUUCGUUCUUGUGAAUCCAUAUCAUGUGACAUUCUUUGGAAUGUUCAAUCAUGUCUUGCAGAGAGAGGCUACAGUUGAAUGUGCUCAUAUAUAUAGAUAUGGGCUUUUAUUUUAAGAAGCUAGGACUGGUCAUCAGCGUGUUUGAAAAUUUGAAUUCCAUAGUGAAAUUGUCAAAAGGGCAAAAUUAUAGGCAGUAUUUCUUUGCCACCCUCUGUACUUCCAGCUAAUGUUGGGAAAACUCUCUAAAGCUGGCUUUUGCCUGCACAUUAAUAUAAAACUAAUAGUGAAUUCUGUAUAAUUGUUUCAUGGAUUCUUUGUACUUUAAAAAGAACUACUGGUGAAUCCAUAUUAUGACUCAACUAGUGAGCUGUGGUAUGGUUAGGAUUUUCCUACUUAGAUACUUUUACCUGUAGAAUAUUUUUACUAAGGUGCUUUAUAAUGUGUUUUAAAGCAUUGCAUUUGCAAAAGGAGUAAAAUGCUGUAAAUAAUGCAUAUUUUAUGUAUUUGGACCAAAAGGUUACAACUAAUAGUUUAAACUGUUUUUGCACCAAUUUUGUUGUGUGUGAAGUAAAAGCAUCCCAUCUGCUGUUCAAA